Molecule: messenger RNA, 1365 nt
Organism: Salvia miltiorrhiza (redroot sage)
Lineage: Eukaryota; Viridiplantae; Streptophyta; Magnoliopsida; Lamiales; Lamiaceae
Product: guanine nucleotide-binding protein subunit beta-like protein
Exons: 2
Coding region: 193-1176 (327 amino acids)
Biological process (GO): rescue of stalled cytosolic ribosome; positive regulation of protein phosphorylation
Cellular component (GO): nucleus; cytosol
Molecular function (GO): protein kinase C binding; translation regulator activity; ribosome binding
Source: RefSeq, a predicted model, not a curated record
UUUUCUACUGAACUGGACUUUCGCCCAAUUGGGCCACUCAUAAUCUGAGUCACCCCUCCAAAACCCUAAAUCUCCAGUCCCUAUAUAAAUUCCCCUCUUCAACAGCUAGGGCUUCCCAUUUCCGCCUCUCUCCCCCGCAAAGCUCAAACCCUCCCCAAUCCCGCCGCCGCCGCCGCCGCAAAUAAUCCACCAAUGGCGCAGGAGCUGAUCCUCCGCGGCACCAUGCGUGCGCACACCGACUGGGUGACGGCCAUCGCCACCCCUAUCGACAACUCCGACAUGAUCGUCACCGCCUCUCGCGACAAGUCCAUCAUCGUGUGGGCUCUGACCAAGGAGGACCGCACCUACGGCGUCGCCCGCCGCCGCCUCACCGGCCACUCUCACUUCGUCCAGGACGUCGUCCUCUCUUCCGACGGCCAGUUCGCCCUCUCCGGCUCCUGGGACGGCGAGCUCCGGCUCUGGGACCUCCAGGCCGGCACCACCGCCCGCCGCUUCGUCGGCCACACCAAGGACGUCCUUUCCGUUGCCUUCUCCGUCGAUAACCGCCAGAUCGUCUCCGCCUCGCGCGACAAGUCGAUCAAGCUAUGGAACACCCUCGGCGAGUGCAAGUAUACCAUCCAGGAUCAGGACGCCCACUCCGAUUGGGUGUCGUGCGUCCGCUUCUCCCCCAACACGAUGCAGCCCACCAUCGUCUCGGGAUCCUGGGAUCGGACCGUAAAGAUUUGGAAUCUGACCAACUGUAAGCUGCGCUCCACCCUCGCCGGCCACUCCGGCUACGUCAACACAGUCGCUGUCUCGCCCGACGGCUCUCUCUGCGCCAGCGGUGGUAAAGAUGGUGUGAUUUUGCUUUGGGACUUGGCCGAGGGUAAGAGGCUCUACUCGUUGGACGCCGGAUCGAUCAUCCACGCGCUCUGCUUUAGCCCCAACAGGUACUGGCUCUGUGCCGCCACCGAAGCCAGCAUCAAGAUUUGGGAUUUGGAGAGCAAGAGCGUCGUUGUCGAUCUUAAGAUCGAUUUGAAGGUGGAGAGCGAGAUGGUUGCCGAAGCAACCCAAACCGCCGCUGGGAAAACCAAGGUGAUUUACUGCACCAGUCUCAACUGGAGCGCAGACGGCAGCACCCUAUUCAGUGGAUAUACGGAUGGAGUUGUUCGAGUUUGGGGUAUUGGACGAUACUAAGUAGCGCACAUUUAGGCUGUGAGUUGUUUUUACAGUGAGCUCUUUACUUUUAGAUUCAAGCUGAGGGCAUCCGGACUCUCUGUUUUUAAUGGUUUUGAGGUGGCUAUUUAAAUUUUGAGCACUUUUCUUUCUACCGACUGUUAAACGAGAAUUGUUUUGCUUAAUUUAAAAUCCCUUUAGAAUUCUGCA